Epinephelus lanceolatus (giant grouper) is the source of this 4524-nucleotide messenger RNA. Its product is annotated as fibromodulin. Gene Ontology annotation, molecular function: protein binding. The record is from RefSeq and is a predicted model, not a curated record. Lineage: Eukaryota; Metazoa; Chordata; Actinopteri; Perciformes; Serranidae.
GACUGAAUUGGUCCUGACUGAACUAUAGUAACAGGUGGAUGGACGGGUAGCUGCAGAAUUUACUUGCUACAAUUGAACGUCAACUAUGACACAAGAUAAAAUAAAAAAGACUAAAAGGUUUUGAAGUCUCCUCAAAGAGAGACCUAAGAAUUUAGAAGCAAUCUGCAGCUUUUGUAAUGCAGAAAAUGUAAGCUAAAACAUGAGCAAUUGUUAACAUGCUCACGUUGUAUCCAACGUAAGUGACGACUGUAAAGUGACCCGUGGUCAUUUUAUCCCAACAACUUGAAGCAAAUGUCAUGACAGUCCAUCCAAUUAUUUGCCAAGAAAUGUGCUCAAAAUGCUGUAAUCUAUCUAAAAACUAUUGGAAUUUACCAACAGUAUAUUUGUAGCCCUCAUUAGUAAAUGUGCUAAAAGACAUCAGGCACCAGUAAUGUCAUUCAUACAUGCAUGUACUUAAAAAAUCACCGCACUGUCAUCACCUAAUUUUUUAAAGAAUUCCCGAGCAGUAAAAACUCAAAUAUGUUAUAAAGUAGCAUAUUCUUUUCAUUGCAGUCCCCCGUCUUGAGUUUAUAGUGAAAUCCAUUCGUGACAAGAAAUAGUUUUGGUUUUACCUUAUGGUACAGCUCGCAACAGCAAAGCGCCUCAGGCAUCAACGCCUAUUGUGUGCUGUCAUAUAAUUUGGACUUUGUAGGCUGUUAGGCUUUUCAGGCUGUAGUUGGAUCCAUGAACAAAUGACGCCCACACAGAAUGUUUUGGAUUAAACAUGUUGCUCUAAUUACAACACGACAUUUCCAGCAUUUGCAUCCUGUUUCAAUUCAGACUGUCUUUGUGGCACAUUCUGAGACACACACACACUCAGAAAACAAAGCUGUCCAGAUGCAAAAUAUUAAUGCUUAUUGUAUAAUGUGGAUCGAAGGGAGAUUUUACCAUUGUUUGAUCGUAACUGAAAUGCAACAUCAAAGUUUUCAAAGUGACAUUGUUUUCCUGGAAUUUUUUUAAUUUCCUAGUAACUGCUACUUUGGACACAUUUGUGAGGAAAGAUUUCCAUUUAUGAUUUUUGCUAACACAGUUAUAACAGAAUGAUAGGCAUCGCUUCUGUGACACUGGAUCAUGUAACAUCUCUUUUAAAAAACAGUGUUUACUGUUUAAUCAAGUUUUGGAUAAAGUGAGUAUUUCGGCCAAAGAUUGUUGUGCUGUGACUAAAAACCUGCCAAGACCAUUGUGCAGAGGAGUCCCAUCUGUGUAACCCCAGGUCCACUUUCCUUUCAUGUAAUUGUUUGAUGAUUAAGGUCAAUUACGUGCUGAAUCUUGUCCAUUUUCAAAUUAGCACGUCAUCGUUUACUUCCUCAGAGGGGCAGAGGAAGCCGUCCCCAACAUAAUCCCUGAAACUCUGCCUGCAAUUUUCCUGCUCCAGUGGAGGACAUGAAUGGUGAGGCCCGUUCAUUCAAGACAGUCUGCAGGAUGAUAAUGGUGCUGUCCUGUCUGCAGGCGCCAGCACAAGCAUAUGUUAACUUUCUCCACAGUUUGAACACUGUAAUUGACAAAAGUUAUGAAUACCUGAAGCAGGCAGGGACAGAGAUGGAAAGAAAAACAUGUCUGAAGAGGAUGGUUGUGGACAGAUAACAGGGGUCGUCAUACUUUGUACAUGUUGAAACAAACAGUGAAUAAUACACAAAAACAUGCUGCAGCUUAAGAGUUGGAUUUGUAACUAAGCCGCGAUGUGUUAUAUAAGAAGAAACACAUCCCUAAUUACAGUGUCUACCCUGGUUCGUUAAAUUUUCUGUACCAUAACACUCCACCCUCUCCAUACUCUCAAUGCUAUACAAUAAACAGCAGGCCAGACUUCAAGUGGCUCUCCUAAUGAUAAGGCACAGCACAGUAAAGGGAAAAUAAGGUUGUUAAAAAGCAGGUGUCUGCACUGGGUUCACAGAUGGGAUUGUUAUUGACCAGGCUGGAGGUGAUACGUUGUGGUGUAGGUUUUACAUGCAGCUAAAAAAAAAAAAGUGUAUGUCCUCUAAUGAGAGUGGGUGUCUGGUGAUGGGGCAGCAGCUACGUAGAGGUAGGGGUGGGGGGGUAUUUACCCUAUACCAACAACAUAUUCCACUCAGUCUGAGGAAGACACAAGCGACAUGAGCAAGGGAGGAGGUGUCGUCUCUGAUCAACCAGCUGUGAUGCGGACAGUGGUGCUCCUCCUCAUUAUGGGAAUAGUGGAUCUGAGCACCAGUCAGUAUUACAGUCAUUUCCAGUGGCUGUCCCAUCUGCGAGGGCGGCGGCGCCAUGCCGGCUUGUGGGCCGAGGAUGUGGACUGCCCCCUGGAGUGCGACUGCCCCUCAUCCUUCCCCACAGCUAUGUACUGUCACGGCCGCAACCUUCAGCACGUUCCAUACGUCCCCUCACACAUUAAGUACGUCUACCUGCAGCGUAACCAGAUCACAGGCAUCCAGGAUGGGGUGUUUGACAACGCUACCAACUUGGUCUGGGUCGUGCUGUUUCACAACCAGCUCAGCUCAGACAAGAUCGGCAAGAAUGUUUUCAGCAAGCUCAAGCACCUGGACCGGCUUCUCUUGGAUCACAAUGAGCUCACACGUGUGCCUCCCAACCUGCCCAAGUCAGUCACGGACCUGCGACUUGAUCAUAACAAGAUCACAAAAAUCCUUUCCAGCUCCUUCGAAGGGAUGGCCAACCUCACCACCCUUCAGCUCCAAGCAAAUGUUAUAGAGGACGUUGGAGGUGUGUUCAAGGGACUGAAGUCUCUGACUAUGCUGGAUAUGAGGGAAAACAAGCUGAAGAAAAUCCCCGACAACCUCCCUGAGAGGCUGCAGCAGCUGUACCUGGAGUUUAAUAACAUAGAGAGUGUGCCGCCAGGCUUCCUCACCAUGAAUCCUAAACUGCAGUUUGUCCGCUUGGCUCAUAACAAGCUGACAGAUAAAGGACUUCCAUCCAAUGUCUUUAAUAUCAGCACGCUGGUUGAACUUGACCUUUCUUUCAAUAAACUGGAGAAGAUCCCUGUUGUCAGUAGGAACCUGGAGAACCUUUAUUUACACGCCAAUAAGAUCAAAGAGUUCUCCCUGAGCAGUUUCUGCGAUACAGUCGGCAUGACAAACUUCUCCAGGCUCAGAAUGCUGCGUUUGGAUGCCAAUGAGAUCAGCGCCGAAGACAUUCCUGCUGAGGCUGCCUACUGUUUGCGGCAUGUUGCCUUUAUUGAUGUGUAGCGCUUCCCUCUCGCUCUCUCUCUCUCAACUAUAUUCACCCCGUAUUGUUCACAGUCCGCUCCAUCAAAACAUAUUUGAGAUGAUAUGUUGUUUAACUGUGAUGAGAGGUACUAUUAUUCCAGCUAAUUAAACAGUUCCAGUGUUCGUCAACGGGAAAUGCCACAGCUGUAUAAUCACGUAUCCAGAUGAGUGGCCCAUGGAUGACAAACACCAAUGAGAAAAGUCCAGAUGACUUUCCACAAACUAAUUAGAUGAGCAGUCCGAGUAUUCUGGCAAAAGUUGCAUAAAUAUGAUUUAGCAGAUGACCUCGUCUGCCUGUGUCCUGUCUGGCAACAUGCAACCUGUUAAAAGCCUCCUAUCAUCAGAGUGAGGCUCAGUUUGGAUCUUUGCCUCCACCAUGUGGCACACGGUGAUAAAACAGCAGGUUGAGCAGCCAUGAUACUUCUCAUUAUUUGGCCAGAUCUAUCUAACAUAUCACCAGUGACAGCACUGCUUCUGGUUAAAGUACUUAAUAACUUUUCCAUUAUGUGACCAAGCGUGUCUGUAACACGUGAAAAAUGUAUUUCUACUGAGAGCAGCCUCUUAAAGGAAUACUUCACCCACAAAAUGACCUUUUAUAUAUUAGUCAUGCCAUGUUACCUUGAACUCAUGAAGAAAAUUUUGUUUCAUAAGUAAACAAGUUGAUAGGUUUCAUUUUCAGUUCAUUUAUAAUGUGCUUUUGAGCGAAAAGCAUGUGUUUGAGAAGUACUGAGCACAUGUCUGGAUAAAUGAGACUUGGAUUAUACCGCACGAGUUAUGCCAGAGUUUGUUAACAGAUGUUUUGAUAGAGUUUUGCUGUUGUUAAAUACAAAAGACACGCACAUCCCACUGUCCACCGGAGUGGGUGCUGGACCAAAGAAACAUCUGGCAAAGUAUGAAACAAAUAACUCCGCACACCAAGCAGCUCCUGUUUGGAAGGGUUUAAUGCAGAGUGAAUGUGGUCCUUUAUCAAUCAAUAAAUAUGUUAAGUAUUUUCCAUGGAGGCAUGCAACAGAGACUAAGUUGUUGUUGCAUGCCUCUGUGGUUCGCUAUCCAUACUAAAAUGGUCAUUUUGUGGGAGGAGACUUCUUUUAAAAAACUGUAUCGAAUAACUUUUGUAAAACAUUUACGUCUUUUUGGGGUUUAAUUUCUGAGCCAGUCUGUAUCAUACUGUAUAUUAGAUGAGCUUGACCUGUCAGUAAGCUAAUGUCAGGAUAUUUCACAUGAAUGACACAAUUUUGUUUGUAUCCUACAUCACCACUUUGUACCUAUUAUUACAUCUGAGAAAAGGCAA